AUGUCGUCCGGAGACAAUGGUCAGCCUAAUCCGGUCGGUAAUGGCCAACAAUCGUUGGGAAACGGCGAAGCGAUGCAUCAGCAGCCGUUCAUUCGUCCUCCGCAGCUUCAACAAGUGCCACCGAGACUGCCCCCGCCAAGUGAUCCGUACAUUCAGUGGUUUCAGCAGCAGCAACAGCAGUAUGUGACGGAGCUGUUCCGACAGCAGCAGGAAGCCAUUAGUCGGCAGCAGGAAGCUAUGAACCAGCAGCAACAGAUGUUCAUGCACCAGCAGGAGCAGUUACUUCGCAGCAUCAUGACCUCGAUCCAUGUACAAGUGCCACCAAAUCCGGAGGCGAUACUGGACUCGCUUGCCAAUAAUGUGAAGGAGUUCAGGUAUGAUCCGGAGAGCAGUGUUACGUUCUCGGCAUGGUACAAGCGAUACGAGGACUUGUUUGAAAAGGAUGCCAGUCGUCUCGACGAGAGUGCGAAGGUUCGUCUGCUCAUGAGGAAGCUGGGAAUGUCCGAGCACGAGCGGUAUGUAAGCUUCAUACUGCCAAAAGCUCCAAAGGACUUUUCAUUUGCGGAAACCGUGAGGAAGCUUAACUCGCUGUUUGGUGCCUCGGAAUCCGUCAUCAGCCGCCGAUAUCGCUGUUUACAAAUUGUGAAGCAGCCAACCGAAGAUUACGUCACGUACGCUUGUCGCAUUAACAAGUCGUGCGUUGAAUUUGAGCUCACGAAGCUAACCGAAGAGCAAUUUAAAUGUUUAGUCUUCGUCUGCGGGCUGAAAUCCGACCGUGAUGCUGAGGUAAGGACACGCUUGCUGACUCGCAUUGAAGAGCGAGAUGAUGUCACGCUGGAACAGAUUUCCGAGGAGUGUCAGAGAUUGGUUAACCUGCGGCAUGACACGGAAAUGAUUGAGAAUCCGGCGUCUGUGAACGCCAUGCGAUCGUGGAAGCAGUUCAAGAAGAGUCCUGCGAAGUUCAAGUCGAGUUCCAGUAGCGAGAAAAGAAGCGGAAAUAGUGCCAGAAAACCAGAAGUGUUGUGUUGGUUGUGCGGAGCGCCGCACUAUGCUAGAGACUGUUCAUUCAGGAACCAUAAGUGCAGUGAUUGUUCGAGAACCGGCCACAAAGAAGGAUACUGCCGGAGUGCCGAGAAAGUGAAAAGUGGACAGUUCAAUCGGCGUAAAGGACACGUAGACUCGAAGGUAGUGACAGUGAAUGCGUGCAGUGUACAGAAGCGUAGGAAGUUUGUGCCAGUAGUGAUGAAUGGAGAAACAGUGAGAAUGCAGUUGGACACUGGCUCCGACGUCACCAUUAUUUCAAGCAGAACGUGGAAGAAAAUCGGAAGUCCGCAGAUGGAUCCGUCAUCGAUAGUAGCGAAGGCCGCUACGGGGAAGCCGCUCGAACUGCUAGGUCAGUUUUCGUGCGACGUGAGCAUCGGUGAGAAGAACAAGCGCAGCCUAAUUCGAGUCUCCAAGGAAAACCUUCAUCUCCUAGGGUCCGACACGAUAGAAACGUUUGGAUUGUGGUCGGUGCCCUUUGAUACGAUCUGUGGGAAAGUCAGCAGCGAGUCGACGUGCGCAGAUGCGAUGAAAGCGAAGUUUCCAGAGGUGUUUUCUGAGAAGUUGGGCCUCUGCUCGAAGGCGAAGGUGAAGCUGGACCUGAAGGCUGGUAAAACUCCAGUUUUUCGCCCAAAACGACCGGUUGCAUAUGCAAUGUGCCAGGCUGUAAACGACGAAUUAGACCGCUUGGAGCAAGAUGGAAUCAUCUCACCUGUGGAUUACUCAGACUGGGCGGCUCCAAUCGUCGUGGUUCGCAAAGCGAAUGGUUCGAUUCGGAUAUGUGGCGAUUAUUCGACGGGUCUCAACGAUGCCCUGCAGGCCAAUCAGUACCCGCUGCCUCUGCCACAGGACAUUUUUGCGAGUCUGGCAAACUGUACCGUGUUCAGCCAGAUCGACUUGACCGAUGCAUUCCUGCAAGUAGAAGUCGACGAAGAAUCACGGCAACUUCUAACGGUUAACACACAUCGCGGCCUCUACCAAUACAACCGGUUGCCGCCAGGUGUGAAAGCAGCGCCAGGAGCUUUUCAGCAAAUAAUUGAUACGAUGCUUGCUGGGCUGGAAUGUGUAAGUGGGUAUCUCGACGACGUGGUCGUCGGUGGAGUUGACGCAGAGGAUCACAAGAAGAACCUGGAAGCAGUGCUGCAGCGGUUGAAGGAAUUUGGAUUCACGGUCAGAGCCGAUAAGUGUACCUUCGGAAAGGAGCAAAUCGGCUACUUAGGACUGCUGAUGGAUCGUCACGGGUUAAGGCCAGAUCCAGCGAAGAUUGAAACAAUCCUGAAGCUUCCGGUUCCCACGGAUGUUAGUGGCGUUCGUUCGUUUUUGGGCGCCAUUAACUAUUAUGGAAAGUUCGUGCCGAAUAUGCGCUCUUUGAGGUUCCCACUCGACGAGUUGCUGAAGGAUGGGGUCAAGUUCCAGUGGACAGCCGAGUGCCAGCAAUCGUUCGAUCGGUUUAAGGAGAUUCUGAGCUCGGAUCUCCUGUUAACACACUACGACCCGAGGCGUGAAAUAAUAGUGUCUGCGGACGCAUCGUCGAUUGGAGUAGGUGCCACUAUAAGCCACAAGUUCCCUGAUGGCUCAGUGAAGGUUGUACAGCAUGCGGCACGGGCGUUAACGAAAGCGGAACAACGAUACAGUCAGCCGGACCGUGAAGGACUGGCAAUCAUUUUUGCGGUGACCAAAUUUCAUAAAAUGAUCUUCGGUCGCAAGUUCCUACUCCAGACGGAUCACGCACCCUUGCUGAGGAUUUUUGGAUCAAAGAAGGGGAUCCCUGUCUAUACCGCAAAUCGUCUACAACGAUGGGCGCUCACUCUGUUGUUGUAUGACUUUGUCAUCGAGUAUGUUCCGACGGAUAAAUUUGGAAAUGCCGACGUCCUUUCGAGGCUCAUCGAUAACCAUGCGAAACCGGAUGAAGACUAUGUCAUCGCCAGCGUAAUCCUGGAAGAAGAUAUGAGGUCGGUAGUGAAUGAAGCUUCUAAUGUUAUCCCGCUGAGUUUCAAGGUCAUCGAAAAGGACACCCAAUCGGACCCGAAGCUCCGAAAAGUGUAUCGCUACCUACAAGACGGUUGGCCGGAGAAAUCCAAAAUUGUGGACCCAGAGAUAGCGCGUUUCCAUGCUUGCCAAGAAUCGCUGAACACGGUAGGUGGAUGCAUUAUCUUCAUCAGGGACAUCCAGGCAUCCAACGGAUGA
Molecule: messenger RNA, 3228 nt
Organism: Aedes albopictus (Asian tiger mosquito)
Lineage: Eukaryota; Metazoa; Arthropoda; Insecta; Diptera; Culicidae
Exons: 2
Coding region: 1-3228 (1075 amino acids)
Biological process (GO): proteolysis
Molecular function (GO): aspartic-type endopeptidase activity
Source: RefSeq, a predicted model, not a curated record